AUGGCAGUCACCCGCCUGCUUUUGCUGGCUUUUCUCGCGGCAGACACUCGGGCCAUCGCUGGCUACGCCCCUGGCUCGGAUGAUGGUGCGGUCGCCUCGAUCGUCGCCCGGCGCCAGAUGUACGACGGAAACCGUGGCGGCAGCAGAACGGGCGGCGGCGGCCAGCAGGAGACAGAGGCGGCGCUCUUGGCCACACCCCGCGCCCGGCGCUCGCUCGAUAGCACCGGAACGUACGGCACGAUCUUUGGGCGCAAGAUCGGGCAGACGAUGCAGAUCUUUGCGUACUCGAGCGACACGGCAACGAACGGUGCGUCCGGCGUGCUCAUCGACGCGGACACCGCCCUCUCCUGGCAAACCGUCGAGGUCGCCUUUGCCAACGGCGUGAUCGAGAGCGUCGCCGCCGAGAACGGCCUCACUGCGACUAUCAAAACGAACAACAAGGAAGUCGGCGUCGGCGACAUGGCUGGCUCGGGCGACACCCACCCCGCCGGCCUCGUCAUGACUGUCACCUUCACCUCCGGCACGGACAUGGACAGCGUGUACAUCGACUUCUCGUCGAGCACAACCGUGAUCUGCAUCUUGACCUGCGUCCCGUUUACCUCGACGCCCCGUGUGGCGACCGUCGUGCAGGACAAGAGCAACAACCUCUACCUGUUUGCCUCGCCCAACACGCCCACCGACGGCAAGGCUUCGACCAUCGAGAUUGCGGUCACGGGCGCCGUUGACGAGAGCGACAUCACCCCCCUUCUCACUGACAUGACGCUGCAGGUUGGCAGCGGCUUCUUCGGGCUGACCAUCCUCGACGGCACGUCGAAUCUCCCCGACGGCGAGGCGAUCGCCGUCGCGUCUCGGCCCCUCCUCGACAUCGACGUGGACUCUGUGACGACUGCGGUCGUCGCCUCUCCCGCCGCCCCGGCAUUCGACGCGCUCAUCUUUGUCAUCGGGGCGGCCUUCGACCCGUGCGUCUUGUGCAACGCAAUCGUGAGAAAGACUGGCAACAGGCCCCCAUCGUACGGAAACCCGUGCCUGCCUGGCGACCCGACGAAAACCUACAAGGACGGCCCCAAAUCCUCCGCCGACCUCGUCCAGUUGACUACCGAGUGCUACACGAACAUCGCGGACGAGAGUCCGGUGCGCCGCUGCGUCUAUGACUACAAGGAGGGGUCAGGAUACGAUUACGAUGGGAAAUAUAACGGGGAGCCCCUUAACCGAAUUGAGACGUGCAUGAUGCUCCCGUCGCCGUCCCCGCCUGCGCUUCCGCCGGCCUCGUACCCGCCGCCGCCGCCGUCCGGCUCGCCCGCGCCGCCGCCGCCGUCGGCCUCGCCCUCCCCGCCGCCGCCGUCCGCCUCGCCGUCGCCGCCGCCUCCGUCCGCGUCGCCCUCGCCUCCGCCACCCUCCGCCUCUCCCUCCCCGCCACCUCCUUCCGCGUCGCCGUCGCCACCGCCUCCCUCCGCGUCGCCGUCCCCGCCGCCUCCGUCGGCCUCGCCGUCGCCGCCGCCGCCAUCCGCGUCGCCGUCGCCGCCGCCUCCGUCCGCCUCGCCCUCGCCGCCGCCUCCCUCCGCCUCUCCCUCCCCGCCACCUCCUUCCGCGUCGCCGUCGCCACCGCCUCCCUCCGCGUCGCCGUCCCCGCCGCCUCCGUCGGCCUCGCCGUCGCCGCCGCCGCCGUCCGCGUCGCCGUCGCCGCCGCCUCCGUCCACCUCGCCCUCGCCGCCGCCUCCCUCCGCCUCGCCGUCGCCACCGCCGCCGUCCGCGAGCACCGACACGUACGGCACGAUCUUUGGGCGCAAGAUCGGGCAGACGAUGCAGAUCUUUGCGUACUCGAGCGACACGGCAACGAACGGUGCGUCCGGCGUGCUCAUCGACGCGGACACCGCCCUCUCCUGGCAAACCGUCGAGCUCGCCUUUGCCAACGGCGUGAUCGAGAGCGUCGCCGCCGAGAACGGCCUCACUGCGACUAUCAAAACGAACAACAAGGAAGUCGGCGUCGGCGACAUGGCUGGCUCGGGCGACACCCACCCCGCCGGCCUCGUCAUGACUGUCACCUUCACCUCCGGCACGGACAUGGACAGCGUGUACAUCGACUUCUCGUCGAGCACAACCGUGAUCUGCAUCUUGACCUGCGUCCCGUUUACCUCGACGCCCCGUGUGGCGACCGUCGUGCAGGACAAGAGCAACAACCUCUACCUGUUUGCCUCGCCCAACACGCCCACCGACGGCAAGGCUUCGACCAUCGAGAUUGCGGUCACGGGCGCCGUUGACGAGAGCGACAUCACCCCCCUUCUCACUGACAUGACGCUGCAGGUUGGCAGCGGCUUCUUCGGGCUGACCAUCCUCGACGGCACGUCGAAUCUCCCCGACGGCGAGGCGAUCGCCGUCACGUCUCGGCCCCUCCUCGACAUCGACGUGGACUCUGUGACGACCGCGGUCGUCGCCUCUCCCGCCGCCCCGGCAUUCGACGCGCUCAUCUUUGUCAUCGGGGCGGCCUUCGACCCGUGCGUCUUGUGCAACGCAAUCGUGAGAAAGACUGGCAACAGGCCCCCAUCGUACGGAAACCCGUGCCUGCCUGGCGACCCGACGAAAACCUACAAGGACGGCCCCAAAUCCACCGACGACCUCGUCCAGGAGACUACUGAGUGCUACACGAACAUCGCGGACGACCCCACGAAACCGGUGCGCCGCUGCGUCUAUGACGCGAUGAUGGGGUCAGGAUACGAUUACUAUGGGCAGAGCAUUGAUCGGCCCCUUGACCGAAUUGAGACGUGCAUGAUGCUCCCGUCGCCGUCCCCCCCUGCGCUUCCGCCGGCCUCGUACCCGCCGCCGCCUCCGUCCGCCUUGCCUGCGCCGCCGCCCUCCGGCUCGCCGUCGCCGCCUCCCUCCGGCUCGCCGUCGCCGCCUCCCUCCGGCUCGCCGUCGCCGCCGCCGCCCACGCCGCCGCCUCCCUCCGCCUUGCCUGCGCCGCCGCCCUCCGGCUCGCCGUCGCCGCCUCCCUCCGGCUCGCCGUCGCCGCCGCCGCCCACGCCGCCGCCUCCCUCCGCCUUGCCUGCGCCGCCGCCCUCCGGCUCGCCGUCGCCGCCGCCGUCCGGCUCGCCGUCGCCGCCGCCGCCUCUGCCGCCGCCUCCCUCCGCCUUGCCUGCGCCGCCGCCGUCCGUGUCGCCGUCGCCGCCGCCGCCUCUGCCGCCGCCUCCCUCCGCCUUGCCUGCGCCGCCGCCGUCCGUGUCGCCGUCGCCGCCGCCGCCUCUGCCGCCGCCUCCCUCCGCCUUGCCGUCGCCGCCUCCCUCCGGCUCGCCGUCGCCGCCGCCUCCGUCCGCCUCGCCCUCGCCGCCGCCACCCUCCGCCUCUCCCUCCCCGCCACCUCCUUCCGCGUCGCCGUCGCCACCGCCUCCCUCCGCGUCGCCGUCCCCGCCGCCUCCGUCGGCCUCGCCGUCGCCGCCGCCGCCGUCCGCGUCGCCGUCCCCGCCGCCUCCGUCGGCCUCGCCGUCGCCGCCGCCGCCGUCCGCGUCGCCGUCGCCACCGCCUCCGUCGGCCUCGCCGUCGCCGCCGCCUCCGUCGGCCUCGCCGUCGCCGCCGCCUCCCUCCGCCUCGCCGUCGCCGCCGCCUCCGUCCGCGUCGCCAUCGCCGCCGCCUCCGUCCGCCUCGCCGUCGCCGCCGCCUCCGUCCGCGUCGCCGUCGCCGCCGCCGCCGUCCGCGUCGCCGUCGCCGCCGCCUCCCUCCGCGUCGCCGUCGCCGCCGCCUCCGUCCGCCUCGCCGUCGCCGCCGCCGCCGUCCGGGACGCCGUCGCCGCCGCCGCCAUCGGCCAUCGCCGUCGCCGCCGCCGCCAUCCGCGUCGCCAUCGCCGCCGCCUCCGUCCGCGUCGCCGUCGCCGCCGCCACCGUCCGCGUCGCCGUCGCCGCCGCCUCCGUCCGCCUCGCCGUCGCCGCCGCCGCCGUCCGCGUCGACGUCGCCGCCGCCUCC
Molecule: messenger RNA, 3951 nt
Organism: Emiliania huxleyi CCMP1516
Lineage: Eukaryota; Haptophyta; Isochrysidales; Noelaerhabdaceae
Exons: 1
Source: RefSeq, a predicted model, not a curated record